AGCCAUCGUUGGAUUCACUGGGUUCCUAGAUGCAAUGUGAUUAUCCGUAGAUGAUUUCGUUCAAUGGGCAACUAUAAGUCAAGGCCACCGACAUCGUGUUCAGAUGAACUCAAAAAGAAAAUCAGUGAAGGUUAUGCGGUAGUACGAAGUAGAUUGAAUGAUGAUAUAAAGGCUAGAAAUUCGGCUUGGACACCAUUGCAGAUUGCCGCUUUUGACGGACUUCUUGAUGACUUCAGUCAGCUGCUCACAUCAGAAUCCGUAGAUUGCCGUACACCUCAGCAGCUUUCGUUACUUCAUAUUAUCUGUGCAGGACAGAGCGAGGGGCAAGUGGGAAAAAUCACUCAUCUGCUGAAUGACGUCUGUGACGAGGGCAAGAAGGCUUCGCUGCUUUCUCAUCUAUCCAAUAAUGGAUUCUCGGCUAUGCAUAUAGCUGUUUAUAAGGGUGACCUAGCUUUGGUGAAAUGUCUCCUAGACGAGGGCGCAGACCCUUGUCUUGGAGGCAAACAUCAACUUCCUCCUCUCCAUUUGGCUGCUAUGAUUGGAAGUCCCACUAUAGUACAGGCCUUAGUUGAUAAAGGUGCUUCCUUAGCAGCCAAUGACUUUGUGCUGUUCACUGCUUUGCAUUGCGCUACUUAUUUCGCUAAUGAGCAGGUGGUGCGCUGUUUGUUGAGCUGCGGUGCUGAUGGAAAUGUUUGUGGGGGCGUCAAGGAUCGUCCCUUGCACUUAGCGGCCAGCCGAGGUCUUUCCGCUAUCACCUCUCUCCUUUUAGAAGCAGGGGCUGAUCCACAGCUGGCCGAUGACGAAGGGAACCUUCCGCUGCAUUUUGCUGCAAAAACAGGACACAUGGCUGUACUCAAUAUACUCCUACGUAGCAGCUCCAAUGUAGUUGAGACAGUAGCUACACGAAACGUUUAUGGUGACACUCCACUUCAUCUGGCUUGCUACGGUGGUCGCCUGGAUGCAGCUAAAGCUCUCAUAGCAGCCGCUGGAUCUCACCUGAUGGUUUCGGAAAACGUAUUUUCUGAAACUCCAUUGCAUGCAGCUUGUACCGGAGGAAAGUCUAUUGAGCUGAUAGCAUAUUUGAUGAAGCAGCCGGGUGUGGAUCCAAAUUACCAGGGUCAAGAUGGUCAUACAGCUCUGCACUCGGCGUGCUAUCAUGGACAUCUGCAGAUUGUACAGUAUCUGCUUGAAAAUGGGGCUGACCAGUCUUUAUCUGCUCGGACUAACGAAAGACCCGCUAAUCUUCAAGGAGCUCCGCAGUCUACCUUUGCCACAGCAAUAAUGGCUCUGAAUCGGCCAGAGACACUUUCUGGAAUCUCGUCACGUGACUCUGUUGUUUCUAUCGAAGACCAACAAACACCGGUCAUCUGGGCCUAUGAAAAAGGGCAUGAUAGAAUAGUGGCUCUACUAAAGCAAUAUGCGAACAAACGACCAGAUGCUGAUGUUUGUAGUGAAUAUAGCUCUGGAGACUCCUACACACCUUUACCUUCUCCGAUGGGAAGAUUACGGUCAAUGACUAGAGAAAAAGCUGAAGUGCUCCAGCUGCGUUCAACAUUGCCUCCAAUAUUCCAUUUGUCUUUAGCUGACAUCGACUUUCAGGAAGCGAUAGGAAGUGGCUCGUUUGGAAAAGUCUACAAAGGAAGUUAUCGAGGAAAAGUUGUGGCAAUCAAAAGGUACCGUGCCGCUGUUUACGGUUGCAAAUCAGAAGUAGAAAUGCUUUGUCGUGAGGUGUCUAUACUUUCCAAACUGGCCCAUCCUAACGUAGUAAGCUUUGUUGGUGCAGUACUCGACGAUCCUAGCCAAUUCGCCAUUAUCACAGAGUUUGUCAGCAAUGGCUCGCUGUUUUCUCUUUUGCAUGAGCAGAAACGAGUUUUGGAUCCUCCUUUUCGACUUAGAAUAUCCUACGAUGUAGCUCAGGGUAUGCGAUACUUGCAUGACAGUGCUGCAAAGCCUGUCAUUCAUAGAGACUUGAAUAGUCAUAACAUUCUGAUUCAUCUUGAUGGACGUGCCGUGGUUGCUGAUUUCGGCGAGAGUCGAUUUAUGUGCCAGACGGAGGAGGAGAACAUGACGAAGCAGCCGGGGAAUCUUAGAUGGAUGGCUCCAGAAGUCUUUUCGCAAUCGGGUCGUUAUGAUCGGCGCGUCGAUGUCUUCAGUUUCGCUCUGGUCGUCUGGGAGGUGCAUUCUGGUGAACUUCCAUUUUCACAUCUAAAACCAGCUGCUGCAGCUGCGGAAAUGGCAUACAAGCGAGGACGUCCGCCCCUUCCGGACCAACCUACCGCUCAAUUUCCUGCUCCAAUACUAGAAUUGCUUCCAAUGGCUUGGCAUCAAGAUCCAAUGGCAAGGCCGGACUUUGCGCAGAUCGUGACCAUACUCGAACCGCAUGUCAGCUCUUUGGUCCAAAGCGGCGAUCCGAGCGAUCCUCAGGGUACCGUAUCUCAUCUGAAAACGCGCUGGGAGCAGCUGGCCAACAGUUCGUCACGAAAACACGCAAUUUCGUCCACACUGUCUUCGCUCAACGGAAUCACGUCGAGCGGAACCGUCGAAGAACUUCGCCAGCGUAUCGACCGAAACGGCUACAUAGAUUGGUUCAAAUGUGCCUUUGAUAGCCUAAAUUAUGAAGCGACAAAUGCGAACUAUAUGAUUAUUUGCGGCGGAAACUUGAUGGCGCUGUUUCAGAAAACUAAAAAGAAACUCUUCGAACAUGACAGGAAGAUGUCUUACAACUACUAUACGCAUCCAACAGGCAGUGGAACAGGAUAUGGGACCAGAGAGGGAAUAAGGAACGGCUAG
Messenger RNA from Cylicocyclus nassatus, 2790 nucleotides. The record is from the annotation of a GenBank genome assembly. NCBI's taxonomy places the organism in Eukaryota, Metazoa, Nematoda, Chromadorea, Rhabditida, Strongylidae.